AUGCCAAGGACAGCACCCAAACAUGCAUAUAAAAUUGUAAAACCGAUAAAAAAGGGAUUUGAGAUUACAGACCCCAGCGGUAAAGGAUGGAUUGUUGGAGAAGCCAUAGGACAAGGAGGCUUUGGCUGUAUCUAUUCGGCAUCUUCAAAAGAUGACCCAAAGUCUAAGAAGUAUGUUUUAAAAAUUGAACCUCAAGAAAAUGGUCCGCUUUUCACUGAAUCCCACUUUUAUACCCGAUUUUGCAAACAGAAGUUAUUGGAUGAUUGGAAAGCGCAGCAUAGACUUGCUUUUCUUGGUAUUCCUCGAUUCAUUUCAAAAGGCCUGUUCGAAACUCAAGAUGGUCUUUCAUGUCGAUUUCUUGUUAUGGACCGUUUCCGUAGCUCCUUCGAAGAUUGUCUUAAUGACAAGGAAUUUGUCCCCUCUGAUAUACCUUCAAUUGCCAUUCAAGCUAUUGAUGCCCUAGAGUACAUUCAUUCAAAGGACUAUGUUCAUGCUGAUAUUAAAGCGUCAAACUUACUUCGAAUGGAUGAUAAUAAGUUUUACUUGGCGGACUUCGGUCUCAUAACCCUCUACCGGAUAGACGGUAAGCACAAACCCGAGAAGGCAAAUCCAAAACUUCGCGACAACGGUACUCUCGAAUUUUGUUCUCGUGAUGCGCAUGCUGGAUUACCGCCCUCACGUCGGGGUGAUAUGGAAAUCCUACUCUUCAACCUCAUCCAUUGGCUCUAUCGGGCUCAACCAAAUGCCGAUCAAGGACCAUGCGCUGGUCUACCGUGGAAUUCACUUAUAGGCGACCCCAAAGUUCGAGCGAACGUACCGAAACCAAUUCGAGAUCGUUUAGCUGACGCAAAAAUUGAGGCGAUGGAUCCUUCCAAAGCUUCCAUCCUUGUGAAUGCUGUCGGUCUCGGCCAACUUUCUGCUCUCGAGUCUCUCGUUCUUGCCAUCGGUGCAUUGGGUUAUGAGAGCACACCAGACUACGCCAAUUACAAGCGUCUCUUAAAGUCACUUCAAAAGAACCUAGCCACAAUUCCCUCGUUGGCAUCAAAACGUUCAAGCAUUCUUACUGAAGUUAACAAUGGAGACACUCGCAGUCCUAGAGGCUGUAGGGCUGCAGCUAAAACAACAAACGAUUCAGGAAGGAAAACUUGCAACAGAGGAACACCUAAAUCGGCUGUUGCAGAAAAGAAAUCAAGAACGCAGACUGAUGAUGGAAAUUGGUACCUUGAAGCUUUGUUAAGUGUUUCUCCUAACUCCCAAUCUGGUCGUAAAGACAUUCAAACUCCAUCGACCCAGACCACUGGCCCUUCAAUUCGUCGAUCAGAGCGUAAUAGACGUCUUCUGUUUAACUUCGUAUUUGAUUCCUCUAGUGCGGAAGAAGACAGCGACAGUGAACCGGAAUACAUUCCACCAAUUAAGCCUUCUCCUUCAAAGAAAAAGAAGGUGGCAACCAACCGAAAUGAUUCCAAUGCAGGAGAACAGAAAAUUCGGAAACAAACUACUUCUGCACGAGCGACCGCGACUCAAACAUCUCCCAAUCUGCUGAAACAGUUGGAAAGAGAAGAACGAAGAAGGAAAUUCUUUUGA
Molecule: messenger RNA, 1584 nt
Organism: Rodentolepis nana
Lineage: Eukaryota; Metazoa; Platyhelminthes; Cestoda; Cyclophyllidea; Hymenolepididae
Source: the annotation of a GenBank genome assembly